Molecule: messenger RNA, 6154 nt
Organism: Eleginops maclovinus (Patagonian blennie)
Lineage: Eukaryota; Metazoa; Chordata; Actinopteri; Perciformes; Eleginopidae
Gene: rnf19b
Product: ring finger protein 19B
Exons: 10
Coding region: 855-3029 (724 amino acids)
Biological process (GO): ubiquitin-dependent protein catabolic process; protein polyubiquitination; positive regulation of proteasomal ubiquitin-dependent protein catabolic process
Cellular component (GO): cytoplasm; ubiquitin ligase complex
Molecular function (GO): ubiquitin protein ligase activity; ubiquitin conjugating enzyme binding; zinc ion binding
Source: RefSeq, a predicted model, not a curated record
ACGUCAGAGGGCAGCGGCGGUGGAGCGCAGCAGCAGAAGAGAGGGACUCUGGAGAUUAAAUAGAGAGAGUUUCUGGAGCAAUAGAGACCAACCAUCACCUGCCAGCAGCCCCCUAAAGGAGACAGCUGGGAACGGUUACAGAGGACUGUUUCUACCUACAGUUUAUCGAUAAACGCAAGAAGGGAGACGAGACUGGAGUCGGAGUGUCCGUCGCAUCGCUCCCCAUCCUCCUGUCGAAGAGACCCGGUCCAGAGCAGGAAAACAGCGUUCAGAGAGAGACCGGCGUUUAACAAGAACAGAGCAAGACGAUCCGAGUGAAGGCUCAGCUGAGGAGAAUUCACUCCAUUCAGAGGAGAAAUAAAAAAAUCCAGACUGCCCCGUGGAUGGUUCUGUUUUUCUUUUCUUUUAUACCCUGUCUAUUUUUAAGGUGAGUCAUUCAUCGGAUCAGACAUUUUUUUGAUAAUGGCAGUAAUGUUUCACCUCGACGUCUGCCUGGGAGAUGAAAGACUUGCAACUUCUUUGAGAGCCUUUUGAAAGCAGUCUUUUAGAGGAACAUUGGGAGCUGAAGGGGAUUUCUCUCUCACUUUGAACUUUCAUUUUAAUUUUUACGUCUCUGUUGUUUUACUCUUUACGGGUGACACUUUCUUCUCUCAUAAAAGGAAGAGGAGGAGGUGACUGGCCAAGUCUCUCUAACAGGAGCUCGGAUAUCAUUUGCAUUCCAGUGUGGUUCUCACAGGGGACAAGUCCUCCCUUGUGUCUGUGACUGAGUGUGUUUUUGUGAAACUGAGUGUCCCUCUGGGAGACAUUGAAGUGUCUCAGGGGACAAUACCCGGCCCUGUGUCUCUCCUGGGAUCAUGGGUUCAGAAAAGGACUCAGAGUCGCCUCACUCCUCGGUGAGUGGCAUCCCUAACCCUAAGUGCCGUGCGGCUGGCAAACGCCAGGGCCGCAUCUCCUUCCACAGCCUCUUCCACAGUAAACGGGGGGCCAGGGGCCCCAAAGGAGCAGCAGCCACCCCUUUAUCCCAUCUACACCAACAUCACAAUACACAACAGCCAAUCCUCCCUUCUGCCUUGAGCUCAGCACCCGCUGCAGCCUCUGCUACUCCCACAGCCACCACCACCCCCCAGGAUGCCGCCUCCAGCACGCUCUCAAAGCCACUUUCCUCCAGCCAGCCGUCCCUGGGGGGAGCCCCUUCCUCUGGGGAUGCCAGCCUCCUGGAGUGCCCCCUGUGCCUGGUGCGCCAGCCCCCCGAGCAGCUCCCCGAGCUGCUGGGCUGCAGCCACCGCUCCUGCCUCUGCUGCCUGCGCCAGUACCUCCGCAUCGAGAUCACAGAGAGCCGAGUCCAGCUCAGCUGCCCCGAAUGUGCCGAGAGACUGGCCCCGCGACAGGUGGCGGACAUCUUGGAUGACGCGGCCCUGCUGGAGAAGUAUGAGGAGUUCUUGCUGCGGAGGUGCCUGGCCUCUGACCCGGACUGCCGAUGGUGCCCGGCGCCUGACUGCGGGUUUGCCGUCAUCGCCUCAGGCUGUGCCAGCUGCCCCCGGCUGGUGUGUCGCAGAGAGGGAUGUGGAGCCGAGUUCUGCUACCACUGCAAGCAGGCCUGGCACCCCAACCAGACCUGCGACUCGGCCCGCCAACAGAGGGCCCAGUCCCUGCACACACACAGCAACCACUCUCCCAGCUACACACAGGAUCAGGGCCCUGCUGAUGACAUCAAGCCCUGCCCUCGCUGCGGCGCCUACAUCAUCAAGAUGAACGACGGCAGCUGCAACCACAUGACCUGCGCCGUCUGCGGCUGUGAGUUCUGCUGGCUCUGCAUGAAGGAGAUCUCAGACCUGCAUUAUCUCAGUCCAUCUGGCUGCACGUUCUGGGGGAAGAAGCCUUGGAGCAGGAAGAAGAAGAUCCUGUGGCAGCUGGGGACCCUGAUUGGAGCUCCGGUCGGCAUCACGCUCAUCGCAGGCAUCGCUGUCCCCGCCAUGGUCAUCGGCAUCCCUGUUUACGUCGGCCGCAAGAUCCACGCCCACUAUGAGCUGAAGAAGAUGUCCCGCCACAGGAGGAACCUGGCCAUCACCGGAGGAGUGGCCCUGUCCAUCAUCACUGCCCCGGUCAUCGCAGCUGUCAGCGUCGGUAUCGGUGUUCCCAUCAUGCUGGCCUACGUGUACGGCGUGGUGCCCAUCUCUCUGUGCAGAGGAGGAGGCUGCGGGGUCAGCAGAGGGAAGGGGCGAGGAGUACGCAUCGACUUUGAUGACGAUGAUGGUCCAAUCACAGUGGCGGAUGCGUGGCGAGCCCUCAAGUCCCCGAGCUUCGGUGAGAGCAGUCUGGACGGGGCGGUCAGCGGUAUGAGCACAACCUCUCCCAGCGAGGGACUCUCCGUGGCUCCAGGGACUCUGGAGGACACGCCACACUUCAACACCCUGGCAGGCAGCACCCUGGGAACCCGUGGCGGAAAGUACAGCAGGCUGGAGGGGCAGGUGGGGGAGCUGGCUAAAGAGUCGGCCCAGAGGGAGACGGGCAGCCUGGGAGCGGGCAGCGACUGCGCCAGCACCCGAGGGAUGGCCGGCUCCAUCAUCUCGUCCUACACCCUGCCUGACAGGGAGUGCACCAACCUGGAGAUCCAGGUGGACAUCGAGACCAAACCCAGCCAUCUCUGCCUGACCAGCGAGGAGGACCUGACCCCGCCCCCGGGCUCUGCCGCCAUGGCGACCACCUCCAGCGUGGAGGAGCCUCAGGACUGCAGCUCCAGGAGGGGCGGGGCUUUGUCCGGCUCCGUGCUGGGACUGUCCCCGGGCAUGUCCAUCAGGGAGGGGCUCAGAGACGUCACGCUGGCUCAGCCCGAGAGCAUCCGCAGCGACCUGGAGAUGUCGGACACUCAGUCUGACGACAUCGCAGAGCUGACAUCGGACGACUGUGACUCCCCCCACCCUAAAAGCUGUCAUCUGGCGGCAGGUCAGCAGCUGCCCUCAUGCAGGGCGCUGACCCCCCCCGAAGGCCUUCACUGUCCCGCGGACAGCAACGUCAUUCUCUACGUCUGAGAGGACAGCUCUCGGGAUUGCACAAAGGAAAAAGGAACCAAUCCCCGACAUCUCUUAUCGAACUUCCUUCAUGACUUUUUCUUUCUUUUGCACCGAAGAAACUGAAACGCUGACUUUAACUACAUUUAUUUAGUAUACAGAUGCCACAUAACUGUAUUAGGUUAGUGGAAAGCAAUAAUAUUAGGUUGAACCAAAUGUUUUAUUUAAACUUAAUAUUAUUGCUUUAAACUAACCUGAUACAGUUACAGUAUGUGAAAUCUGUUGACACAAUACAUUUAAUUAAAGUCAACGUUUACAUUUUUCAACUGUGUCAUCUCUGUCUUUGUUUCUGCGCCUCACAGACAACGUCUUAAAAAACGCGGACAGGGUUUGCUUACUGUUGUCUGUCUUAUCUAUCUACCUGUCAAUUGUCAGGGUUCUACCUCUGAGAUUUAUAAGAUGAUUUAUGUUUACUCCUUAGUGCAAAAUGCCUUGGCUACUUAAGCAAAAAAACAAAAAAAAUAAGGUACAAAUUUCCAGAAAUAUUGCAAAUCAUACAAUUUAAAAGAAGGGGAAGUGUCACCAAGCACAGCAGAGGGAAACAGAUGUCAGGAGGGAGACAGGAGGCUGUUUCUCACAGUGUGAAUGAAUGUGGACUUUGUACUUUGUGGCUUUAUUAUUUUCUUUUCUUCCUCUAUUUAUAUUCAGAUGAUGUUGAAAUUGUAUCAUUUGCUGCGUGCAUGAGUCUGCAUGAGCCAUGCCUUGUGUGACAGGUUUGUAACAGGCGGUGAGUUUCUGUAACACUGGGGAAAGUUCAGAGUUUACUUCGGAGGAUUUAGCUGCACUUGAAUCUCACUGCCUGCACAGAGGAAGAGGACCGAAAUAAGAGUUUGAGUUCUGACAAUGACAAGGUGAGGCAGUGAAAUGCACUGAGUGAAGCCAUUUUAUCUUUUCAAAUCUAUUGAAGUGUUGGAUCUUUCUCAGCUCUAAACGUUUUGAACAGUUGAGGACAGACCACUAUAUUAAAGGGGUUUGUCCUUCUGUUUUGCACUGAAAUAAAUAUCAAACAGAAAUGUAUUAUUGCAUAAACAUCCCUCUAAGGACCUUCUGAAUAUAAUCUUAAUUUAAAAAAUGCAAAAGUCCUCAGACUUUUAGCUGGAUACAUAACUGUUUUGGAUUUCCUGUAAUCCUAAUUUUCUUUAUGAAACAGAUAGAUGAAAUCAGCAUGAAUGUAGAAAGGGAAAGAUCAAAACACCAGUAAUAAGAGUUGGAUUUUAGUUCAGAUUUCCAACCAAAGCACAUUUCACUUGUUGACUGGUUUAAUGGUUUCAUGUUAAUAACUCAUUUUGGCCUAAAAACUGAAAAAAACUAAUAUUCUGCUAAUAUUAUAUAAAUGGCCUAACCUAACUUUCAUGAUAAGAUGAAAUACACCUUAAUCUAUUACCAAGUAGUUUUGUAUAAAUUCAUAAUUUAAUAACGUAUUUAAAGCGCUUAACAUUGUGCAGGUCGUUGCAGUUCUCUGUCUGGAGCAAUAUAAUUGGAGUGAUAACGACUGGUAACGUCCAUUUAAUCAGCUGCAAAUAUUUGAAACGUAAAAAAAUGAAAUUGUUUGAAAAUAUUAACAAAUAUUCAUUUUAACUUGUCAGAGCUCUUUUGAUCAAAUUGUUUGAAUUCUUUGUCGAAAUUCCCCCAAAUAAUCGGUUUAAGUUGAUUUUAGGUGAAGAAAAACUAAAAUAGCAAAUCUGGAAACAGAUAACAAAAACAUUGAAAAGGCCAAUUGAUUAUUGAAAAAAAACGUUGAUUACUUUUUGUGAAUACGCUCAUCAAACAUUCCCCUGUAGUUGUGAUCAUUAUUCUCUUUCGCUAAAUAUAUUUUUGAAUUUAUGAAUUCAGCCACUACUUGCUCUCCAACCUAAAACUGGCUUCCUAUCCUGCUUACAUAUCAGCCGGUCAUUGUCAGAACUCUCUGUGUGUGUGUGUGUGUGUGUGUGUGUGUGUGUGUGUGUGUGUGUGUGUGUGUGUGUGUGUGUGUGUGUGUGUGUGUGUGUGUGUGUGUGUGUGUGUGUGUGUGUGUGUGUGUGUGUGUGUGUGUGUGUGUGUGUGUGUGUGUGUGUGUGUGUGUGUAUGUGUGUGUGUGUGUGUGUGUGUGUGGGGGGGGGGGGUGUUCAUGUGUGUGUGACAUGGUCCAGUGUUUGAGAGUUUGCUGCCUUAUACACACUCACUGACUGAUACAUCACACACCAAUGGACUCAUUUUGGUUUAGUGUUGACUGGCUAUCUGACCCACUUGAAUGGUGUGUGUGUGUGUGUGUGUGUAUAUAUGUGUAUGUGUGGGUGUGGACUCAUGAUGAAUGUAUUUGUCCCACUUUAGUUUUUGAAUGAGCACUUGUGCACUUUAUCUGAAUUCAUCGUAUUUUACUUCUUUAUUUUCAUCAUAUUUUACUAUGAGUGACUUCAGUUGCACACAACAGUCUGUGGUACAACCAAAAUAAACCAAUCACCUACCAGAAGGCCUUUUAUGUUGGAUGUAACUAAAGAAUAGUUUGGCUCCAAAACAUCAAAUAACCACACACAUUAAAUAAUCUUUCAGUGAUCAAAGGACUGUAACUAUCCUAUUUUUUUAUAUUUUUCAUCUCUUAAAGUUUCAUUUUUGGAGCCAAACACUUCUGAUAUGGACCAUACUCACUAGCUUGAAUUGUGUUUAGCUUUGUAAUGCCUCUGUGCUUCAGUUUAAAAAAGUUUCUGCAAAGAAUCUUGGGAAACCUUUUUUCAUCUCAGAGCUUUCUGGAUUUAGCUGCUUAUGUAACCUGGCAGUGCUUUGUUUGAUCUGCACUCACUUGUUUUCCCCGCCGGUGAGAAAACACAUGAAUGUACCACAGACGGACACCCGGACUUCCUGAAAGAGUUUGAAUGAGCGUUUACGGAAACAUUUCCCAUUGGGAACACAGGUGGUCUUGUUCUUACUUUAAAAAAGGUCUUAGAGUAUAUAGAUAGCAAUAUUGAAGUGUUAUUAUAUUGUUUGUGUAUUUCCUGUCACUGUUAAAGCCCUGCCCUGCUCUGCUUGGCGUUGUACAUGCAGGACUGUGAAAGACAACUUGUGGACGUUUGGGGGGGGAAUAAAUAAACACAAUCUGAUGUUGCACCAAA